Molecule: messenger RNA, 1050 nt
Organism: Saxophila tyrrhenica
Lineage: Eukaryota; Fungi; Ascomycota; Dothideomycetes; Mycosphaerellales; Extremaceae
Exons: 4
Coding region: 1-1050 (349 amino acids)
Biological process (GO): proteolysis
Cellular component (GO): fungal-type vacuole
Molecular function (GO): aspartic-type endopeptidase activity
Source: RefSeq, a predicted model, not a curated record
AUGGCAAGGCAGGCAGUUCGAAAGGUAAGCCCGCCGCCGAGAAGUUUGCCUCAGUUCAUACUGAUCUGUAUCCCAGCGUUGCUCAAGGAACUCGCAGUCACAUCGAAAGGCGUCCAGUGCGUCAACCUGAAUGGCCGGCAUGUGGCUACGUCAAAAUGUGCUUUCGGGCGUCUUUGGUCUGGUAACUUCGAAGAGGGCAAGGUGCGCGGCGAGAACUUCAAUAUCAGCUAUGGUGAUGGCGAGUUCCUGACUGGCACGCUGGGCUACGAGGACGUCUUGGUCGCUGGCAUUACCGUCAAGCAUCAGGAGAUUGCUUCCGUGACUGAAGGGUACUGGAACGGCGACGGCGUGACUAGUGGGAUCAUCGGCUUCGCAUACUCUGCUCUCACGGCGGCGUAUAGCGGAACGGAUCCCAGUCAGGACAACCCAAAGACGAACAAUGUCCACUAUGAGAACUGGAUCGACAACGCCAUCGAUGAGGGCAAGAUCGAUUCGUUGUUCAGCGUUGCGAUUGAGCGUGGAGCAAAUGGUGGAGGCGGUCAGAUUGCUUUAGGAGGGCUGCCGACGAUCGAUUUCAACCACAGCUUCGCCUCGACCCCGUUGGAGAUCCACAGCUUUACGCCUCGACAUCCGCUGGAGAAGACGAACUUCACUUACUACACCAUCCAACCGGAUGGAUGGGUAGUCGAUGGGGAGUCUGUCUCGACCAACUUCCGAACGAUCGUGGCCCGCUACGCCACAGCGAUCAACUACACCUUCGACCCUCCAGCAGAGUGCGUCCCGAGUUCCGGAGUAUUUGAAACCGCCUGCAACGCAAAGUUGCCUGACCUCGCCGUCACCAUCGGCGGCAAGAACUUCAAGAUCAGCGCUGCUGAACUGCUCCUUAAGGGUGAGCAAGGGAGGGACCCAAGCACUGGGCUCUGCGUUACUGGGAUCCAGGCUGCGCCCGGUCCGCCAGCGAUCUUGGGAGAUACGUUUCCUAAGAAUGUUGUUGCCGUGUUUGAUGUUGGCAAGUCGGAAAUGCGGUUUGCGCCGCAUGUCAACUACUAA